This is a messenger RNA of Lodderomyces beijingensis, 1269 nucleotides long. Lineage: Eukaryota; Fungi; Ascomycota; Pichiomycetes; Serinales; Debaryomycetaceae. The record is from the annotation of a GenBank genome assembly.
AUGAGUCUACAGCAAAUAGCGCCACUUGCCUACCUAAGAGCAGCCAUAAUAGCCCUUACCUUUGCCAUUGGAGCACUAUGCAUUGCAUCCUUCCAAUGGAUCUGCGUGCAACUACUCCAAAGCUCCCCAUCGACACUAUACGCGAUAAUAAGCACCACCAAGACCCAUUUCGUCAUCUUGUUGGGGUUCUUGACCUCGAUAGUGAAUCCAUGCAAGAUUGCAAUCACCAUAGACACGCAAUCAGUGCCACAUAGUCAGCAGUUUAAAGUCGAUUCCACCGGCCACAUCCACACUUUUCUCGACCCAAACUCGAUUUUAAUCUCAAACCACCAAAUAUAUACCGACUGGUUGUUUAUCUGGUUCCUCACGUACACGUCCAACCUCAGCAAUAGCGUCUUUAUCAUCCUCAAGGACUUAUCGAAAAUCCCCGUGUUGGGCUAUGGCAUGAAGAACUUUAAUUUCUUGUUUCUUUCGAGGAAAUGGGAAAAGGACAAGGUGAAAUUGACUAACCAGUUGUUGGAGAUCGAUGCCAACGCGAGAGGAUUGGGUCCCGCCAACGGCGUCUCGAUUCUAAGUUCAACCGAAAAGGAAAUCAAGAAAUGGCCCAAGGGGACUUGUUCAAAGCUGAAAGAUCAGGCCGUAUGGCCAUACGAGUUGAUCUUGUUCCCCGAAGGAACGGUAACGUCGGAUCGAACCACCAAGAAAUCGGCAGAGUACACCCUGGGCAAAGGUUUGCCUCCCUUGAAACACGUAUUAUCUCCUCGGGUACGAGGCUUGUACUUGUCGCUCAAGAAAUUGCAAAACACAAUAGAGGAAGUUUAUGAUAUAACCACCGUGUAUGGAGGCUUGCAACCGCACGAGUACGGAGAGAUUAAAUUCUCACUAAAAAAUGUCUAUUUACGCGGCCAAGGACCACCUGUGGUCAACUACUUUAUCCGUGCCUACAAGAUCAAGGAUAUCCCCGCAUUGGGUGCGCAAGAUGACGAAAUCGACGAUCUGACGCAUGAGCAAUUGCAAGAGUUUGAGAAAUGGUUGUUGAAGAUUUGGUAUGAGAAAGAUGCUUUGAUAGACGGCUUCCACAAGACGGGGCAUUGGCAAACCGAUUUGAGUACACGCAAGAUUGUGGGAGAUUUCAAAUUGAAGAACCCGUUGGAACUUGUGAGACCCUUUUUGCCCAUCGCCACCAUCGUCCUGGUCUUAAUCACAAUUGGCUACUUUGUUUCAGUUUUGCUAAGGUCGGGACUUGCCGAGUAUCCCAUCAUGGAGUAA